Molecule: messenger RNA, 3911 nt
Organism: Lytechinus pictus (painted urchin)
Lineage: Eukaryota; Metazoa; Echinodermata; Echinoidea; Temnopleuroida; Toxopneustidae
Product: thioredoxin domain-containing protein 9-like
Exons: 4
Coding region: 97-771 (224 amino acids)
Biological process (GO): microtubule cytoskeleton organization
Cellular component (GO): cytoplasm
Source: RefSeq, a predicted model, not a curated record
AACCAAAUUUUAUUAUGACUCAUCGAUCAAUUUCGGCGACACGAACUGAACUCUGAUUCUGAAGUCAAAGUUCUCGUUAUCAGGAAAGAAAUCAUCAUGGAUCAGGUAUUAGAACAGCAGUUAUCUAAAGCAACAGAGAUCAUUGAGAGUCAGGUGGAUGCUGAGAUACAACGUCUUGAUAACCUAGAUGGAGAUGAACUGGAGAUCUUAAGACGGAACAGAUUGGCUGCCAUGAAGAAGCAACGAGAAAAGGAGGAUGAGUGGAGAUCGUUAGGACAUGGGGAGUACCAGGAGAUCCCGGUUGAGAAGGAUUUCUUUGCUGAAUGCAAGAAGAGCACCAAUGUGGUUUGUCACUUCUACCGCGACAGCACUGAACGUUGUAGGAUAGUUGACAAACACCUGCGUAUACUGGCUGCUAAACAUUUAGAAACACGCUUCUUGAAGAUCAAUGCAGAGAAGUGUCCCUUUCUUGCUCAGAGACUGAGGAUAGUCUUGAUUCCUACCAUAGCUCUCAUUAGGGAGGGGAAGACCAAGGAUUAUAUAGUAGGUUUUGAUGAUCUUGGAGGACGUGAUGACUUUCCAACUGAGAUGAUGGAAUGGAGAUUAGGGUGUGCUGAGGUGAUCAAUUACAGUGGUAGUCUGAGUGAUCCACCCACAGGAGGUAAGGGAGCUAAACCAACUUCCAAAGCUUCUGAUCUACUGGGUAGGAGAACACAGAAGAUCAUCAAAGGAGGCAGGUAUGAUGACUCAGAUUCCGAUCUGGAGGACUAAUUUUAACUUCAUUCACACAGUGAGUGCUGGCUUCCAGAGGAACAGCAUUCUGCCUCUUAGCAACAUGAUUCACACAAUGAGUGCUAUAUUCUUGAGUUGCAUCCCAACUUCCGCCCCCAGUAACAAACUUUUUCAUUUUCGUUCCUGCCUUGUAUGCAAAGCAUUUGAUGGGAUCUAGUUAGCCCCCCCUCUCAAGAUUUUGGGUGAAGAUCAUAUGGUUCAUGGAUUCCUAUUGUUAAGCCUAUUUUAUAUCAUGUAUUUCAAAUGCCUUGUUCAGAUAUGGUAUGACAACCCUUUGCCCAAAAGCUCAAUGACAUGAUUUAUUCAGAGUUUGUUAGGUGGCAACAAAAUAACAUUAUCAAGGCAGAAAUAUUUGUUGAGAAGCUGGCUGUGUAAAGUUGUGGACCAAUCUGUCUGUUUUGUAUUGAGCAAAUUUAAUUAAUUUUCCCACACAAUCUUAGAUUUAUUUAUCUUAAAUCUCUUUUUUGUAAUGGGUGUGUACAUGUAUGUGCACCUUCAUGAAACAAGUGGGGCAAUUUGUCAUGCCAUGUCGUGACACUAUAAUGUACCUGUAUAAGGUGAACCCCUGAAUCCUUUUAGAAUAAAAAAGAAAAAUAAAGAUUUCCAUUUAGAUUAAAUAAACUUAGAAUAUUUAUCGGUAAUAUGGAGUACCGGGUGGGUUGGGGGGGCGGUCACUGCCAUCAAACAGCAGCCACAAGACCGUACUGGAAAAAGGUCGCUAGGACACUCAUACACAGAUUUUGUGCAGUUAUCCCAGAUUAGCAAACUGUAAACAGGGAUUUCAUUAAUUUUCAGAAUAAUUGAUACCCUAAACCAGGAUAUUCCAAUUUUCAUUUCUAAGGUUACUGGAUUUAGGCGAGUUAAUGAUGCAUGUAUCAUGGAUGGGCUGUAGCUUCUGGCUAGCUUUUUACCGGCUAAGAAUAAAAAGUAAAAUAUUUAAAGGAGAAGUUCAUUCUGAUAGUAAAGUAGUUUUUGAAAGAAAAGAAAAUGUUGGUUAAGUUUUAGGAAAAUCCAUCAAAAAAUAAGAAUGAUAAAAAAUAUAUUGAAUUGUUGAUGUCAUAUCUAAGUACUUGCCCAAUAUGGUAUAUAAUAUAUAUUUCAAAUAUUCCCAUUUAAUAAUGGUUCAUUGCUUAAUCAUAACUGAAAAUAUGUUUGUUAUAGAAGCAGAUAUGAAAUGAUUUGUCUCAUGAUAUGGUAAAUCAUUUUCAAUUUUUUUUCAGACAGAUUUUCUCAAAACCACUAAUACUUAGUUUUCCAUUUUUCUUCAAACCAACUUUCCAUCUGGGUGAACUUCUAUAAAAUAUGAAUAAAUUAACAAGCUUGAUAAUUAUAUGUCAAGAAUGAUAUGUAUGAUUUAUGUUUUGUGUUGAAUGUACAGUAUACAUAUAUGCUUGUUUUGAUGUGACUUUUUAUUAAAUUAUUUACAUGUGAAAUAUAAUUUGAUCUGUUAUGAUUCUUAUGUGAUGUGAAUAACUUAAAUAGAUAUACAAACUGCAAAUAACCACACAGAACACAUUAAAUUUAGCUUUGAGAUAAAACAUUCUUUUGUUCAAUUUAUAACAAAUGUUCAUAUAUACAAGUAUACCAAAAGAAAAUAUGUUUUAUAUCAAUCAAUGCUUUGGGCAAUAAAGCGUACAAUACUCAGCACUGUUUAAUAUAUGUCCAACUAAUAAUUAUAUAUAAAUAAGCCAAUUUUUGUUUCCUUUUGUUUUUGGAAUACAACACUAGCAUACCAAUGAUUAGCAGAGAUUGUUCACACUGGUGUAAUUUUCCUGUUAGCUAUCAUUAGCCAAUGAUAAUAUAAACUUGCGAAUGGAUGCUCAAUGGCUAGGUAAAAUAAUAGAAACACACCCUCAGAAUUUCACAUGGCAUCUACUUACACUUUUUUUUAUCUGGAUGUCAAAAAGAGGGCAAGCUUUUAUGAUAAUUAAAGAACAAGUUUUAAUAACUGGAGUCUAUACUCAAAGGGAACUUUUUAAUAUCUCAGAUACAAGGCCUAAAAUAAUUUCCAGGUUGUUUAGUGUCAAAAUGAAGGCAUAAAAAAAUUUAUGUGCUAUGUGUGAGACAGGGGUGUUGAACUGAUAGCAUCUUCAUGUGCUGAACAUGAUAACAUUAUUUUCCCAAGAGUGUAAGGUAGGGAUGAAUAUCCUUAGAUGUCAACUCCUUGAAUUGAGCACUUAAUCAGGGAAGCCGUGCCAAAACUGGGUUAAAAAAAUUUUACACAAUAAACUUUGUAUUUUACUGCUUGCUAAAAACAAUUUUAAUAAUAAUUAACAUGAUAUGCAACAUAGCGCAUAAUACAAUGUUUCUAAGCCUUGCAUACUAUUGCCCCAGCUUUACCAUGACCCUGAUUAAGUGCUCAAGGAAUUCCUACUGUAUGCCUGUGUGGAGAGUGACAAAAUAAAUGCCUUGCCAAAGGAUGUAAGUGCCAUGGUUGGAUUUGAACCCCAGACCCACUGGUUUUAAGUCUGGAGAUUUAUCUACUGAGCCAGAACAUCUCUACAUAAACAUCACAUUUUCUUUCAGCUAAUGGUACUUAAACGAAAUGUGAUUUAGGUCCGAAGAACAUGUCUCAUUCUCAAGUUAAAAUCAUGUGAAACUGAAAGUUCACAAAUAUCCUUCAAACAUCACCAGGAUUGCAUGAAAACAUGCGAUGUUUUUAAAAUCAUAUUUAGGCUUCAUUUACAAUGGUACAGACACUGAUGACAUUCAGAUUAACAGAAGCUACUCAAUAUCUUUAAAGGCUUUUUCAAAAUAUUAGUGGAUAAGGACAUGACUUUACGCCAAUACUUUUGCAAGUCUUUGUUUUACCCCCAGAUAAACAAGUCUUCAUGACUACUUCAUGACUACAAACAUCUUGUAUCUACUGAACAGAGCAAUAUAUGACCAUUCUUUGCUUUUUGUUUAUGUUUUACUAUCAAUUGUUAGCUCCUUCCAUAUUUUGUUGGAAAAAAUUAAUUGUAAAUGUUGUCAGUUGAUGUAUCAGAAAUAUAAAUUCACCAUUAGUAGCGUAUGCAGGAUUUUUGAUAGGGGGGUUCAAGCUGAAUGAAAUGUUGACAACGAAAAAAAAAAGGUAUUCACCACAUCACCACAAAUUUUAGGUCGUUUCUUCCCCCCCC